AUGAAUCUGUUAGUCGACAUUCUUGCCAAUAUUAUAAUACAACAAUACUUUCAUUCCAGAUGUUUAAUUAUUAUUACAGAUAAUACAACAGAAUUUAAUUACACAUCAAAUACUCCAGCUCUUCGAACAUCCUCCGAAAUCGAAAAUAUAGAAAACGUAGUUUUUCAUUACUUCGGUUGUCAAGAUGUUAUAUUUAAGUCUAGAAAACCAUCAACCUUACUUCAGGAAUUUGAGAAACUAAUCAGAUUCAGCCCUGAACGAUUUAGUGAAAGAAGGUAUUUAAUUUUACCCGUAGAAAACAUGUUGGAAAAUUUAACAAGCAUCUUCAAUUUACAUGAAUUGAAUUACAUAAGCGAUGUUUUAACCGUUCGUGAAUUUGGGGACAAUGGUACUACGAGGUAUUACCAAAUUUUAAGUAACAAAUAUGUAGGUCAAAGUGAAAACAACGAUCCGAUCUUAAUGGAUAUUUGGUUUCCGAAUAAUAGAUCGUUUUUAAUGAAUAAUAUUUUGUAUCCUAAUAAGCUUGUAAAUCAGCUUGGAAGAGAAUUAAAAAUGGCAACGUUUCAGUAUGAACCAUAUUCUAUUAUUGGUAACACCUCGCAGGAAAAUUUUGGUUCUGAAAUGAAAACUGUUUUGGCGUUUGCUGCAAAAUACAAUCUAACAGCAAUUCCAAUCGUAAACGAAUUGGACUAUUGGGGGGAGAUAUUUCCCAAUUGGACUGGUAAUGGUUUAUUGGGAAACUUGGCUGAAGAUAAUGCCGAUGUUGGAUUUGCUGCUUUGUAUACGUGGGAGUACUCUUAUUAUUAUCUCGAUUUAUCAAAGCCUCUUGUCAGAACGGGAAUAACUUGCCUAGUACCAUCUCCAAAGCUGGCAACUGGAUGGCUAACACCAACGUAUGCUUUUUCAAAUGGUAUGUGGCUAUUAGUACUGGCGGUAUUUCUUGUUGCAGUGGUAGUAGGUUCUAUUACAGUCAUGUGCUUUAAUAAUUCAUUUAAAAAUCAAAACGGAUUUGCUGGGAAGGCGUUUGAAAGUACAUUCUUCGAUGUUUUAAAGAUGUUCGCUCUACAAACAGUUUCAGCUAGAAAAAUACCAACAAGUAUUACUGGAAGAUAUUUCUUUAGCAUUAUGUUUCUAUUUACUGUGAUUGUUACUAGUAGUUACAGCAGCAGUUAUUCAAGUAUUAUGACGAUUCCCAGAUACGAACGAGCCAUUAAUACAGUUAAAGAUUUUUUUGAGAGCGGAUUGCAUUGGGGAGCUACGCAAGAUGCGUGGAUCACAUCAAUUCAACGAACAGAUGACAAAAUUUAUCAAGCCAUAGUAAGCAGAUUCGAAGCUGUAUCUGAAGAAAAGCUGGAAAAAAAUUCCAAAACAGAGGACUUUGCAUUUUCAGUAGAACGGUUGCCCAAAGAAAAUUUUGCGGUUGGAUCAUACAUAAAAGACGAUGUCAUCCAAAAUUAUCACUUGAUGCAGGAAGAUUUUUAUUGGGAACAAUGCGUAGUAAUGACAAGAAAAAGUUCAAUUCUACUUCCAAUGUUGGAUUUAUUCAUACUAAAGGUAUUUGAAGCAGGACUUAUAACACAUUGGCAAGAUGAGGCGGUAAUGGUUUCGAUGGACUCCGUUGUGCAAAAGGCUGUGAAGUUCUAUUAUCAUCACUAUACUGAAAGACAUUUCUACAGAUUGACAAUUUUACAAGUGGAAGGGGCAUUCGGUCUUUUAGCUAUUGGAUAUAUCAUCAGUUUUAUUGUGCUUAUUUUAGAAAUAAUUCUGCAUAAAUGCACCGAUAGAACAGCAAAACCACUACCAUUCCAGUUAAAAAUGACCUCGUUGGCGUACGUAAAUGUUUUGUUAAACGUAUUAAUAGAUUAUUAUUUUAAAAAUGCAAGAUGCAUAUUUCUUAUUCAAGAUAAAUUGCAUAGAUUUGAAUAUAAUAACGAAAUACCCAUCGUGAAUAUAAAUGCGGAUGGCAAUUACUUGAAUCAUUCGCUAAUAUUUCAAAACUACGGUUGUCAGAAUAUAUUCAUAUAUCACGAAAACAGUUCUGUUAUAUUUAAUAUGUUUGAAGCAGCUAUUUUAAAUAACAUCACCAAAGAACGAUACAUGAACAGAAGAUACGUAAUUGUGUCAACGUUGACUGAUAUGAAUAAGAUUCUAGCAUUGCCUAAGCUAGAAUUUGUGAUGGAUUUACUUCUAAUUAAUUUGGAAUCUCAAGUUCAAAAAACUUCUGGUUUUAGGGAUAUUGUAGAAGAAACUUACAGACUAUUUACUCACAGUUUUGGCGGGGAAAAGUUUAAUGAGUCGCUGUACUUGGAUACUUGGAAUUCAAAUUUUGGUUUUGUGGAAAAUAGAAAUUUAUUUCCAGAUAAAAUUAAAAAUGCAAAUGGAAGGAUAUUUAGAUUAAUGACGAUACCCUAUCAACCUAAUAACGUUUUGUCUGAUGGUAAAUACGGAGGAACGGAAACGGGACCAAUGUUGGAUUAUUGCAAAAAAUAUAAUUUUACCCCUCAAUUUAUUAUGGCAGAUGUCAAUGAUUUUGGCCAAAUAUAUGAAAAUGGAUCUUCAGAUGGUUUGACACGAUUUAUAGUGGAAGGAUAUGGAGAAGUUGGAUUUGGUUCAAUUGGUAGAUGGGUGGACUAUUAUGAAUACAGUGAAUUUGCUAAACCUAUGAUUCGUUCUGGAAUUACUUGUAUAGUACCUUUACCAGGUUUGGUAACUGGGUGGCAAGUGCCAUUAUUAACAUUUUCCGCAGAAAUGUGGGCUUCGAUGGUCUUCAGUAUGAUAUUCUGUUCUAUUAUUUAUUAUUAUUUUAGAAUCUACCACAUAAAAAAGAAUAAAUCUACAUACGAUCCUAACAACAUUCCAAAAUUGAGAAUAUAUUACUUUUCCUGUACAGAAAUCUUGGCAAUGUAUAUGUUGCAACCAAUAAAAAUUCCAAGUGACAUACUAACUAGAUUUGUACUCAUUGUAAUUUUGUAUACAGUUGUAAACGUAACCAAUGCAUAUUCUUCUGGAUUGUACAGUUUUUUAGCAGUACCGCGCAUUAAGAAAUCAAUAGAUACAGUACAAGAUAUGGCAGAUGAAGAACUAGUAUGGGCUGGUGGUACGGAAGCGUGGAUUACUACAAUAUUUUACUAUGAAGAGCCAAAGUACAGAACAAUUAUCAAGAACUUCAUUUAUGAUGAUGACGACGUAAUAAGAAAUAUGUCGUUAGAAAACAGAUAUGGAUUCGUAAUGGAGAGAUUACCAUAUGGUCACUAUGGGUUGCAAAACUAUAUAAAAAAGGACGUAAUACGGAAUUAUCGAAUUAUGAAAGAAGAUAUAUAUUGGGAUUAUUGGAUCUACAUGCACAGAAAAAACUCUGUUCUUUUAGAAUCACUUGACUUUUUCGUUCUACGAUUCUUUCAAUCUGGACUUUCGGAAUAUCAAGAGACUAGGGUAGUUUUAGACCACAUGGAUACAACAAUACAACAGGCGAUAUUUUACAAUACACAUAAUAAUCAUAGAAACGUGGUUAAAUUAAAAUAUGAACAUGUUGAAGGUGCCUUUAGUAUACUAAUAUUUGGAUAUUGUGUGGGACUGUUGUCUCUUAUUGUUGAAAAUGUGAUGGAAACCUGUAAGAAACGUUCAAUAAAAAACAACACUUAAUUUUACA
Aethina tumida (small hive beetle) is the source of this 3649-nucleotide messenger RNA. RefSeq lists its product as uncharacterized. Bases 1 to 3642 code for a protein of 1213 amino acids. The record is from RefSeq and is a predicted model, not a curated record. Gene Ontology annotation, molecular function: ligand-gated monoatomic ion channel activity. Lineage: Eukaryota; Metazoa; Arthropoda; Insecta; Coleoptera; Nitidulidae. The transcript is spliced from 16 exons. Gene Ontology annotation, cellular component: membrane.